AUGAACUCUACCUAUCUGUCCGUGGUCUUUGUGUAUGUGAAAAUUAGGAUCUCAACAGAGACAAUAACAACCGAUAUUGGUAACGAGAAGUUUUUACAUCAUGCUGUAUGUGCUACUCAAUGUCCAAUCUUAAGCAUUUAUUAUUCACUAUCGAAGCGAACAUGCUGGAUUGAACAUCUAGCUUCGCCCAUUUGUCACUUUGUACUAUUAUGUCACUGUUUUGGUCCCCUCUACGAUCCUAUUCUAAUCUAUCACACUAUGCAAUUGACGUUAUCUAGCAAUAGUACAGAAGCCCUGGCAGAAUCAAGGUACGCUUUCUACCGCCGAACCAGACUCGCGUCAAUAAGUUUUCACAACUGUUUAGAGCUCUUGGUAUACCCAUGGCGUGGGACUAUUGUCUACAGCGGCUAUAUGUUCAUUGCUAGGACGUUGAAAAAGUCUUUCGGACUAUUUCUUGUGUCAAGUGAACAAAUCUGA
Messenger RNA from Lachancea nothofagi CBS 11611, 477 nucleotides. The record is from the annotation of a GenBank genome assembly. Lineage: Eukaryota; Fungi; Ascomycota; Saccharomycetes; Saccharomycetales; Saccharomycetaceae.